AUGGCAUCAACAAGAAAGCGAAACCGGGAGGAGCACGAGGAAGAUCUUGACUUCCACUCUAUCGCAUCCCCCGCAAUUUCCUCAGCCCUUCCGAGUUCCCCGCCACAGAACGAUGACUCCGAUGAAGAUGGCUUGGUUGACGAGGAAGACGGCAUCCAAGACGUUGAUGAUCUAGAUGAAAUGGCAGAAGAUGAAGAUGGAAUAAACUUAAUGGAAUACGCAGAGAGGGACUAUGAGGCAGAUGAUGCUCAAGACAACUACGAGAGAGACGGGCUGGACGAUGAUGGAGAAUACGAAGAUAUGAGCCCGGAAAUCAGGCGUGCUCUGGAAGAACGCAUGGAACACCGUGACAGAGAAGCAGCAACCCGUGGAAAACCGGCAGCCUUUCUCAAUGAAGAUGACGAAGACAUAGACCUUCUGGGACAGCCCCUCCGACGCCGACAUGUUUAUUCAAAUUAUGAUGAGGCCCCUCACGACGAAGAUAACUGGGAGCAAGAGCUGAGUUUGGAGGCUCUUGCUGAUGUUAAAAACGCGUCUCUGCCCGAAUGGAUUGCUCUCCCUGCCGUCCAGCGCUCUAUCGCUAGGGAAUUCAAGAGUUUUCUCCUCGAGUACGUUGAACCAGGCUCCGAAGUUUCAGUCUAUGGGAAUCGGAUUCGUAAUUUAGGAGAAAUGAACGCCGAAUCGCUCGAGAUAUCUUAUCGUCACCUUGCGGACACCAAAGCAGUACUCGCAUACUUUUUAGCAAAUGCACCAACGGAGAUUGUACCCAUAUUUGACGCCGUCGCAAUGGAUGCCGUAUUAUUGCACUAUCAAGAUUACGAUCGUAUCCACCCUGAAGUUCAUGUCCGGGUAUCGGAUGUCCCCGCUGUUUUCACCCUGCGUGAAUUACGACAAUCACACCUCAAUGCCCUCGUUAGGGUUUCCGGGGUUGUCACUCGCCGGACUGGAGUUUUUCCACAGCUCAAAGUUGUGAAGUUUGACUGCACGAAGUGCGGAAUUACCAUUGGUCCUUUUCAACAAGAAUCUAAUGUUGAGGUCAAAAUAUCAUAUUGUCAAAAUUGCCAAUCUCGAGGACCUUUCACACUCAAUUCGGAAAAGACGGUUUAUCGUAACUACCAAAAACUGACUCUUCAAGAAUCCCCGGGGACAGUACCGGCAGGAAGACUUCCCCGACAUCGUGAUGUAAUCUUAUUGUGGGAUCUUAUAGAUGCCGCGAAGCCUGGUGAAGAGGUUGAAAUUACCGGAAUAUACAGAAAUAAUUACGAUGCUCAACUGAACAACCGAAACGGUUUCCCGGUUUUUGCAACAAUACUCGAGGCAAAUAAUGUCAUAAAAGCUCACGACCAGCUUGCUGGGUUCCAGUUGACGGAGGAAGACGAGACUAUAAUUAGACGGCUCGCUAAAGAAAGCACUAUCGUCAAUAAGAUCAUUGAUAGUAUCGCACCUUCAAUAUACGGCCACACCGAUAUCAAGACUGCAGUCGCCGCAUCACUGUUUGGUGGUGUCCCUAAAAACAUUCAAGACAAGCAUACCCUUCGUGGCGAUAUUAACUUAUUGCUACUUGGCGAUCCUGGAACCGCCAAAUCACAAAUCUUAAAAUACGUGGAAAGAGUUGCUCACCGUGCCGUCUUCGCCACCGGACAGGGCGCAAGCGCAGUGGGCCUAACCGCUAGUGUCCGAAAAGACCCUAUAACGAAUGAAUGGACCUUGGAAGGCGGUGCCCUCGUCCUCGCGGACAAGGGUACGUGCCUCAUCGAUGAGUUCGAUAAAAUGAAUGACCGAGACAGGACUUCCCUUCAUGAAGCCAUGGAGCAACAAUCCAUAUCAAUUUCAAAAGCAGGUAUAAUCACAACGUUACAGGCUAGGUGUUCCAUCAUCGCAGCUGCAAAUCCCAUCGGCGGCCGAUAUAACUCAACAAUCCCCUUUGCCCAGAACGUGGAGCUUACCGAGCCUAUACUAUCACGAUUUGAUGUCUUGUGCGUCGUUCGAGAUACGGUUAAUCCUGAAACGGACGAACUCUUGGCCAAAUUUGUGGUCUCAUCCCACGGGUCCUCACAUCCUCUUUCAAAACACGCCGACAAUGGGUCCACACGAAACGAAACUAAACCAGGCCAUAUUCCACAAGAGAUAUUAAGAAAAUAUAUUCUCUUUGCUCGACGAGAGUGCCGGCCGAAAAUUCACCAUAUCGACGAAGAAAAACUAGCAAGACUCUUUUCGGAUAUGCGACGGGAGUCACUAGCAACAGGAUCUUUCCCUAUAACUGUUCGUCACUUAGAAUCUAUCAUACGACUUUCCGAGGCUUUUGCAAAGAUGAGGCUUUCCGAUUAUGUGCAAGCAAGAGAUAUCGAUCUCGCUAUAGGGGUAAUAAUUGAAAGUUUUAUUGGAGCUCAGAAAUUGAGUGUUAAAAAGGGGCUUGCCCGCGCAUUCGCAAAAUACACUCUGCGAAGAGGUGAAAUAAUUUAA
This is a messenger RNA of Orbilia oligospora ATCC 24927, 2463 nucleotides long. RefSeq lists its product as uncharacterized. Bases 1 to 2463 code for a protein of 820 amino acids. The transcript has 4 exons. The record is from RefSeq and is a predicted model, not a curated record. NCBI's taxonomy places the organism in Eukaryota, Fungi, Ascomycota, Orbiliomycetes, Orbiliales, Orbiliaceae. Gene Ontology annotation, biological process: DNA replication; double-strand break repair via break-induced replication; mitotic DNA replication initiation. Gene Ontology annotation, molecular function: single-stranded DNA helicase activity; ATP binding; single-stranded DNA binding. Gene Ontology annotation, cellular component: nucleus; MCM complex.